AGAGAGAGCAUGAGUGGGAGAGAGAGCGUUUGGAAGAGAGAGAGAGAGGGGGAGUUUGGGGCAUACGCUGUUCCGCAGUCGUGCUAAGGUAGAGCCGCAUGAGUCUCAGAGGAAUACUGCUGACCCUGUUGAGCGUCUCUGAGGGAAGUCGUCACCCUGCAUGGACUAGCAGAGGGACCGGACUCUGAUCCAACCAGGGCCUACAAAGUCAACAGGCCUAAAACCAGAACCCCAGAUCCGGAUCCGGACCAUGAACCCCAGCGGCUCAGUCUCUCAGGGCCGUGUGGAGCUGGGCAGGCUCCUCAGCGUGGCCCCUCUCCUGCUCCUGCUCCUGCUGGGGGCCCCUCCGGGCUCCCGGGGCCAGAACGACACGGAGCCCAUCGUCCUGGAGGGGAAGUGCCUGGUGGUGUGCGACUCCACCCCCUCCUCCGAGCCGUCGGGCAACGCCCUGGGCAUGUCGGUCCGCUCCGGCACGGGGCGGGUGGCCUUCUCGGCCACGCGGCAGACCAACCACGAGCCCACAGACAUGAGCAACCGCACCAUGAUCAUCUACUUUGAUCACAUCCUGGUGAACGUUGGGAACCACUUUGAGCAGGACAGCAGUGUGUUCCUGGCCCCACGGAGGGGAGUGUACAGCUUCAACUUCCACGUGGUGAAGGCCUACAACCGACAGACCAUCCAGGUGAGCCUGAUGCUGAACGGCUGGCCCAUGGUUUCGGCCUUCGCUGGGGACCAGGACGUGACGCGGGAGGCGGCCACCAACGCCGGCCUGGUCAUCAUGGAGCGGGGGGACAAGGCCUAUCUCAAGCUGGAGAAGGGCAACCUGAUGGGAGGCUGGAAGUACUCCACCUUCUCCGGCUUCCUGGUCUUCCCCUUGUGAUCGGGACCCCGGCUAGGCAGUGGGUCGACGGGACAGGCAUGGAUGGACGGAUGUGUUGGGUGAGGGUGGGGAGGAGGGUGGCUGUCGACGGCCCGUUGGGGAUGUGGUUGGUAGGGGUGGUGGGAUGUUGGGGAUGUGGUGGGUGGAGGGGAUGUGUUGCUCUUUGGGCAGGUUGGUAUAGCAGGGGUGUAACAGGUUGGAGGUGGUUGGAGCCCAGGUGGUUGGGUGGAGGCUUGUUGGCAGGUUUGGGUUUGAUAGGGCGGUUGGGGUUGUUUGAGGGUCAAUGGGUCAGGAUGGUGCAGUCUGGGGCUGUUGGCAGAAUGGGCGGGGUUGAGGGAGGUGGGCGGGUUUGGGGAU
This is a messenger RNA of Gadus morhua (Atlantic cod), 1237 nucleotides long. It is a transcript of the gene cbln12, whose product is annotated as cerebellin 12. The record is from RefSeq and is a predicted model, not a curated record. Gene Ontology annotation, molecular function: protein binding. The coding region runs from base 251 to 880 and encodes 209 amino acids. Lineage: Eukaryota; Metazoa; Chordata; Actinopteri; Gadiformes; Gadidae. Gene Ontology annotation, biological process: maintenance of synapse structure. Gene Ontology annotation, cellular component: glutamatergic synapse; synaptic cleft. The transcript is spliced from 5 exons.